GGGAGAUGAGACGAGGAGGAGCUCCGGUGCAAACCGGAGGCUUAUCGUCGGUGCAGGCGCAGCGGCCAGUCAGCAGCCUGUCACAGCUCCUAACAGCCACACAUUGGCGCCCUGUUCCUUGCACGCAGCCGCUCAUUGCAAGGCGGCAGGCACCUUCACAUGACUGCGGCUUGCAAUUGUAGCUGUUUUUUAAAAAAUUUGUUUUAUUUUGAAACUCUGCGUGGAGAAGUUUUGAUUGCUUUUGUGAUCAACCAGAGACAAGAUUGCAUUUUUGUUUUUAGCUGGGAGGAGACUAUUUCUCAUCAGGCAUCCUUUUGUGGCUGCAAUUCUAAUUCUAAUCUGUUGGAUUAAGACGUUUGAAGGGAAGAUAUGAAAUUGGCUGUUGGCUCCCUCUGGAUCCUUUGCUCUCUAAUAAAGUGCAGCAAGGUGUCUGCUGGCUCCGAGCCAGGACGGGCCAAACGGAGCUGGGAAGAGGCGGCAAAACAGAGUCAAUACAAAUGUCUCAAUCUGUCCAACAAAGAGCAUCCGCAAAACAAAAGCGUAGGUACCUUCUGUGGACAAAUGUGGGAUGGCUUGUUGUGCUGGGAAGAGACACCAACGGGUACAUCGGUAACACAGAGAUGUCCCGAUCAUAAUGGCUUCGCCUCUACUGGAAAUGUGACCAAAUAUUGUGACCAAUGGGCCAAGUGGGUCCACAUCGGGUCCACCUGUGAGGAACCCUCAACGGAUACUCCAAAGGAUGUUAAGUCAAAACCAAGCACCGAAAGCGUUAGCAACAUGGCACAGAAAAUACUCGACAACAAAGAGAAAUGUCUUUUAAAAAUGGAACAAGACCCACCUUAUAAUAAAACAGGACUGUUCUGUAGUCCCAUCUGGGAUGGUUGGCUUUGUUGGGACGUUACUCCAGCACAAACCUACGCCACCCAGAACUGCCCCGAUCAUUUUGUUGACUUUCAACCUACGGGAAAGGCAAGCAAGUAUUGCGGAGAGCACGGGGAGUGGUAUCGCCACCCGGAGAGUGACAGUUUUUGGACCAACUACACACUCUGCACCAGCAACUAUGAGAACAAGUCAAGGAAACAGAAGCUGCUUGACAGUAAAUAUAAAUGCCUCUUGAAAACAAGCCAAGACCCCCCCUUUAACGGAACAGGGCUGUACUGCACUCGGAACUGGGAUGGCUGGUUGUGCUGGGAUGAUACUGCAGCAGGAACCUACGCAACCCAAAAUUGCCCUGAUUAUUUUUCAUAUGCUGACUCCACAGAAAAGGCAACUAGGUACUGUGGAGAGGAUGGCCGGUGGUAUCGCCACCCACAAAGCAACACCACAUGGACCAACUUUACACUCUGUGCUGUCAACAUUCAGGAAACGUUGGAGGGUGCGAGUGCCCAACUCUCAGGCGACGCGCAGCAAGACUUUAGCGAUGAGGCCACAAUGAGCCCCGUGGUGAAUCCAGAGGAGCAAGUUGUGAGGAAAAAAAUCCUUCACAGCCAGUACAAAUGCGUUGAGAAAAUGAACCGAGAUGCUCCUUAUAACAAAUCAGGUCUGUAUUGCAGUCGCAACUGGGACGGCUGGUUGUGCUGGGACGACACUCCCGCAGGAACAUACACCUCCCAAAAUUGCCCAAAUUAUUUUAUCGACUUUGACCCCACAGAAAAGGCAACCAAAUACUGUGGGGAUGAUGGCCAGUGGUUUCGCCACCCUGACACAAACAGAACCUGGUCCAACUAUACACUCUGCAAUGAAAACACCAAAGCAAAAUUAAAGUCAGCCUACAUCCUGUUUUACAUGGCCAUUGUGGGUCAUGCCUUAUCUAUAGCCUCCUUGCUCAUCUCCUUGGCCAUCUUCUUCUACUUCAGGAGUUUGAGCUGCCAAAGGAUCACCUUGCACAAAAAUCUUUUCUGCUCCUAUGUGCUCAAUUCGGCCCUCACCAUCAUCUACCUGGUCGCAGUGGUCAACAAUCCCAAAGUAGUGGGCAGAAGCCCAGUAGGCUGCAAGGUGUUGCACUUUUUCCACAUGUACAUGCUGGGAUGCAAUUAUUUCUGGAUGCUCUGUGAGGGAAUCUACCUGCACACGCUCAUCGUGGUGGCCGUGUUUGCAGAGGAGCAGCAUCUUCACUGGUACUACCUCCUGGGCUGGGGUUUUCCUCUAGUGCCUGCAUCCAUCCAUGCUGUAGCAAGAAAAACCUUCUUUGAUGACAACUGUUGGAUGAGCGUGGAAACUCAUCUCCUGUAUGCCGUCCACGGUCCUAUCGUGGCAGCUCUGGUUGUGAAUCUCUUCUUCUUACUCAACAUUAUAAGAGUGCUGGUCACCAAGCUGAGAGACACACACAGAGCGGAGUCGAACAUGUACAUGAAGGCCGUGAGAGCCACUCUGAUCCUGGUGCCCCUGCUGGGAAUACAGUUUGUCAUUUUCCCCUGGAGACCGGAGAACAGGUUGGCGGGGGAGGUCUACGAGUACAUCAUGCACAUACUCAUGCACUACCAGGGUUUACUGGUGGCAACCAUAUUCUGCUUCUUCAAUGGAGAGGUGCAGGGCGCUCUGAAGAGACAGUGGAUGCAGUACAAGACGCAGUGGGGUCAGCGACGAAAAGACCACUGUUCAAUGCGCUCCACAUCAUACACGGCCACCUCCAUUACAGAGGUCCCUCCCUUUAUGUACCACCGCGACAGCAACAGCGAACACUUGAACGGACGCCACACGGACGACUCGGAACUGGUGGCGCUGAAAUCGGGCGAGAUCCACUGAGGUUGUGACUACAUUUCCGAGGAUGGGAUAGUGACUGAAACACUUCUAUGACUUGGUCACUGUUGCUAAGACUUGUUAAGACUUUUGACCUCUGUCACGCCGGUGGUGAAGAGACGGAAAUAACUGUGAUGACAAUGUCUGUUAGAGAUGAUGUCGUGGUAUUAACAUAUAGUGGUCAUCAUCAACAGGAAGUGAAAGAAACAAUGCUUUCUUGUCUCACGUACGAUACCAAAGGGUACUGGAUGUUAGUCAGCGACCGGAUGGGGAUGUUCUGUGUCCGAGUGAGCCUGUAUCCGGAUGUGGUACCCUGACCACGCUCAAACACACACACACAAAGUUCUAAUAUGUACCAGCAUUAGUCUGGUCACAUGCCACGAAAUGUUGCAAUUUACCUUCUAUGUUUCAAGCUCUGGAAAUGUGUACAUAAAAUUACUUAAAAAAAAAAAAAGAAUUUAUUAUUUUUUUCUAUUAAAAAAAUGGUAUGACUUUUCA
Doryrhamphus excisus (bluestripe pipefish) is the source of this 3237-nucleotide messenger RNA. It is a transcript of the gene calcr, whose product is annotated as calcitonin receptor. Gene Ontology annotation, molecular function: calcitonin receptor activity. Gene Ontology annotation, biological process: cell surface receptor signaling pathway; adenylate cyclase-activating G protein-coupled receptor signaling pathway; positive regulation of cytosolic calcium ion concentration. Gene Ontology annotation, cellular component: plasma membrane; axon. Lineage: Eukaryota; Metazoa; Chordata; Actinopteri; Syngnathiformes; Syngnathidae. The record is from RefSeq and is a predicted model, not a curated record.